Molecule: messenger RNA, 357 nt
Organism: Seminavis robusta
Lineage: Eukaryota; Bacillariophyta; Bacillariophyceae; Naviculales; Naviculaceae
Source: the annotation of a GenBank genome assembly
AUGAAGUUCUUUGCUUUCUUUCUCGUCGCUUUGAUUCAAGCUGUCCAUGGGUUUGCUCCCCUCGUGCAUCCCACACGAACAGCGGUGGCAACUCCAUUGUUUGCCAGUGUGGAGGGUGACGAAGAUAACGCCACAAGUCCAAUGCGAAAGAGAGACAAAGUGAAGAAGGUAAUCAAGAACGUAUUUGGCGCGAACAAGGAGACAAGCCAAGCCGAACCCACAAAGGUGAUCCAGGAAACCAUGCCCAAGCGAAAAAUGAUGAAGCUGAGUAAUGGGAAAUAUGAAAAGAUUGAAUGCCUAGAGGAGAAAGCAUUUACCAUUUUGAAGGACCUCAACAUGAUUGAGGAAACAAACUAA